Daucus carota subsp. sativus is the source of this 1469-nucleotide messenger RNA. RefSeq names its product protein ABCI12, chloroplastic. The transcript is spliced from 7 exons. Gene Ontology annotation, cellular component: chloroplast. Lineage: Eukaryota; Viridiplantae; Streptophyta; Magnoliopsida; Apiales; Apiaceae. The record is from RefSeq and is a predicted model, not a curated record. Bases 85 to 1206 code for a protein of 373 amino acids.
AACAUAGCUUGCAUAUAAAACCAACUGUUUUGUCUCUCCACAACAUCUUUUGUUGUUGUAGUUGUGUUGAAAAGAUUCACCCAGAUGUUGUACAGUUGCGGAGUAGUAUAUACUCUCCCAACUGUCACUUCCUCUUGCCGCCAAUUUCACACCCCUCUUUUCAAGAAACACCCAAUUCAACUCCUCCCCCUCAAAACCCUAAAACCCAAAUUCACCUGUUCUGCCUCGAUUGAUGAUGCUGGGCCUCCAAGAAAUUGGGAAAAAUGGUUGCCCAAGAAUCUGUUUUCGGCGGAGAAGGUGUUGAAAUCGAUAUCCGAAGCCACUUCUAGUCCUAUUUGUCAGUUCAUUUCUUCCCCAAUUACAUUCUUGCAUACUGUGGACCCCAGAAUCAAAUUGGCAUGGCUAGUUGUUCUAGUUGUUUUACCAGCAAGAAGUCAUAUUCUCAUGCGUUUUGGAUUAGUUGCUUACCUGAGUUUAUUGUCUAUAUUGAUUCUUCCGAGGCAUGUAUGGAUGGAUCAAUUAGGAAGAGUGUCACUCCUGUCUGGGAUAUUAUUUAUAAUGUUGGGGCUAGGUGCAGAUGGCGCACCUCCAGUUGUGCAAUUAAGAACCCCGCCACCGUCAAUGAUGGGAUUACCGAGUCUUCCAGCAUCUUUGGAAGGUUAUUCGUAUAUAAUCAUGAAAUUGGGGCCAUUGCAGCUUACACGGAAGGGCUUGUCAGUGGCAAGCACAUCGGCAUCUCUAACUUUCAGCAUUUUUCAAAGUGCGAGCCUGUGUCUCUCCACUACAACUCCGGAGCAACUUGCAUUUGCUCUGCAAUGGUAUAUGCGCCCUUUGGCAUAUAUUGGAGUUCCAGUUGCCGAGGUGAUCCUUACGCUCCUACUUUCACUGAGGUUCAUUAAUCUUGUUUUUGAUGAGGUGCGCGUAGUUGCGCUGGGUAUUGUAUCUCGCAGGAUAUAUUGGGAGAAGUUUACAGCUUUAGAGACAAUUGAAGUUUUCUUCACAUACAUCCGGCGGAUCUUCAAUAACAUAUUCAGUCAUGCAGAACAGAUUUCUCAGGCAAUGAAUGUUAGAGGUUUUAGAGGUGACAGCAACACGCACAACAUUUACUUCUCAUCGUUGUCUUCUAAUAGCAUGGCCAACAUUCUGUCCAUAAUGUGCCUUGUCUGCCUUGUUGGCGCUGCUGCUGUAUCAGAUUGUUUUGUCUGAAAAUGUUGUCAAAAAAGGGUUAUGUUCUUCAUGUUUAUCUUCCGUCUGUAUAGACGAACUCCAAGUAUUAUCUUCAUUUGGCAAUUGGAGAGCAGUGCUGGGGAUGUAGUAACUUUAACUUCCCUGGAAGUAUGUCAAAUUAAUAUUUAUAUAGGAAAUAGGACUUCAUGGAAAGUGAAAAUUUCAGCAACCAAACAGAUUUAUGAACUUUGUAGACAUUAUAUGUUCCAAUCGAAUCAAAUACUAAGAUGGAAUUGGUAUCA